GCCAAUCCUUUUAGUCCAUUUUUUUUUUCAAAAAUCUCUUCUCAAGAAAAAAAAAUUAUAAUAAUAAUAAUAAUUAUGGGAAGAGCUCCAUGUUGUGAUAAAGCAAAUGUGAAGAAAGGGCCAUGGUCACCAGAAGAAGAUGCAAAAUUAAAAGAAUAUAUUGACAAAUUUGGCACUGGUGGAAAUUGGAUUGCUCUUCCACAAAAAGCUGGGCUAAGAAGAUGUGGAAAAAGCUGUCGAUUAAGAUGGUUAAAUUAUCUUAGGCCAAAUAUUAAACACGGAGAGUUUUCAGACGAAGAAGACAGAAUCAUUUGCAGCCUUUAUGCUAACAUUGGAAGCAGGUGGUCAAUCAUAGCAGCUCAAUUACCAGGCAGGACAGAUAAUGAUAUCAAAAACUAUUGGAACACGAAGCUGAAGAAGAAAUUAAUGGGAUUUGUCUCUUCAUCUCACAAGAUUAGGCCUCUUAAUCACCAUGAUUAUCACCACCAAAUUCCCACUAAUUGUUACAAUAAUUAUUCCUCACUUGUUCAAGCUUCAUCUUUAUUAAUCUCAUCAAAUUAUCCCAACAACACAACUUUCCCAUGCUAUGAAACAAAUAUUCCUAGUACAACCCCAUCAAGUACAAGUUUCUUAAGCGCGGGUGCAUCUACUAGUUGUACCUCAGGCAUUACUGCUAGUACUUUCGCGGGUCGUACUACCUCUUCUGAUGAGAGUUAUGACAUUUCGAAUUUUAAUUUUCAUAGCUAUAUGUAUAAUAACAAUGGUGUUAUUAGUGAAGGAGAAAAGUUGAUUAGUGGAAAUAAUGCUAGUGGUUGUUAUGUUGAUGAGCAACAAAAUCCAUUAGAUUAUAGUAGCUUGGAGGAGAUUAAGGAUCUAAUUAGCACUAAUCAUGGUACUUGUAAUAGCACUAGCUUUUUGCUUGAUCAUGAGAUCAAGACAGAAGAAAAAGUCAUCAUGUACUAUUGAUGGACAAAUAUAAGAACAUUUUUCAAUUUGGAAA
Molecule: messenger RNA, 1000 nt
Organism: Solanum lycopersicum (tomato)
Lineage: Eukaryota; Viridiplantae; Streptophyta; Magnoliopsida; Solanales; Solanaceae
Product: protein blind-like1
Source: RefSeq, marked validated